Megalops cyprinoides (Indo-Pacific tarpon) is the source of this 8331-nucleotide messenger RNA. RefSeq names its product extended synaptotagmin-like protein 1b (gene esyt1b). Bases 457 to 7050 code for a protein of 2197 amino acids. The record is from RefSeq and is a predicted model, not a curated record. Lineage: Eukaryota; Metazoa; Chordata; Actinopteri; Elopiformes; Megalopidae. Gene Ontology annotation, biological process: lipid transport. The transcript is spliced from 59 exons. Gene Ontology annotation, molecular function: lipid binding.
CUGAGUCAGCUGCAUAACUGCGACGCGUCUGCAUGUAGCUACUGGGCGUGUUUCAAUAAAGCCAUGCUGACAGCGCUAACAGUUAGUUUUAACUUUGCGCUUUCGGAGUAUAGGCUAUCCUACGUUUUUGGAAGGGAGGAAAUAACUAGUGUAGCCAAUCCCUAACAGUAUUUGCUUUUUGCGAACGAUAACGCUACUCUGUUCUGCGUCGGUCUGCAUUCUUGCAGCCCUUGCCACGCAACUUCGGCAACUGUCUCUGACUGCGACGCAUUUUCGUGGUGGGUUUUUAAAGAAUAGCCUAACAGUUUUUGGUAUUGCAGGCAAGAUUGUGUAAUAAGUAGUUGAGUAAUUUUUACUGUGUUUGAUCUUUUAUUCUGAACCGUAUUCCAUUUUAGCAUCGCCCAAGGUGAACGGACGUGAGUGAAGUGAAUUUAUUUCAAGGAGAAACCCGCUACGAUGUCGAGCGGGGAUGCAGGGCCAUGCCGACGGAAGGGUUUGGAGGCUUCGGGCUCGGCCCAGCCAGGAGAAGCUGCGCAAGCUGUAGGCGAGACGGAGCCGUCAAAACCCCGCGGAACAGACGCGGUGGCUAUUCUGUGGACUUUUGGGAAGUGUCUUGGUGCAUUACUGCCCGUUUACCUAGCAGGGUACUACAGAGUUAGUACUAGUUUAGUUGUGUUCGGACUUAUGGUCUACACAGGAUGGAAACACACUCGGGAUGCCAAAGAAGCUCGACUGCGGUCCGCCAUGCAGUUACUGCACAACGAACAAGAGCUCACUUCUGCCAAAACACUCAGAAGUAAACUGGAUUUACCAGCAUGGGUGAAUUUCCCAGAUGUGGAGAAGGUGGAGUGGCUGAACAAGGUUCUGCAGCAAGCCUGGCCGUUUGUGGGGCAGUAUUUUGAAAAGCUGCUCGUGGAGACGAUUGCCCCCUCCAUCCGUGCGUCCAGCACCCACCUGCAGACUCUCAGCUUCACUAAAGUGGAUCUGGGGGCGAAGGCCAUGAAGGUAGUUGGAGUGAAAGCUCAUACAGAGAAUGAUAAGGGGCAGGUAUUACUGGACCUGUACAUCAGCUAUGUUGGGGAUGUUGAGAUUAACGUGGAGGUAACACGGUACUUCUGCAAAGCUGGAGUGAAGGGAAUCCAGCUGCAUGGCAUGCUGAGGGUGAUCUUGGAGCCGCUGAUUGCAGAUGUUCCUAUAGUGGGCGCUGUCACCAUGUUCUUCAUUCGACGACCUAAGCUGGAUAUCAACUGGACAGGGCUGACCAACCUGUUGGACAUCCCUGGACUGAAUGUGAUGUCAGAUACAAUGAUAAUGGACACGAUCGCUUCCUUCCUGGUGUUGCCCAACCGCCUCACUGUUCCCCUUGUGCCCGACUUGCAUGUUGCACAGCUGCGCUCCCCUCUCCCAAGGGGAGUAGUGCGUAUUCAUCUGCUGGAAGCUGAGGGUCUCGCUGCCAAGGAUAACCUCAUGAAGGGGGCCAUCACUGGCCUGUCGGACCCGUAUGCUGUAGUGCGGGUGGGAACUCAGACCUUCACCUCCCACCAUGUUGACAAUAGCCUCAACCCACAAUGGAGAGAGAUGUAUGAGGUGAUAGUCCAUGAAGUGCCUGGACAGGAACUGGAGGUGGAGGUGUUUGACAAAGACCCUGACCAGGAUGACUUCCUGGGGAGGUACCACAGCUGUCUCUGUGACCCUCUCCAUGUGUCAUUACUCCCGUCCUGCCACUGUCCUAUCAGUGAGUCAGAAGGGGAAGCCCCACCUGCUAAUUUAACCCUUUCACUCUCUUCCAGGACCAAGCUGGAUCUGGGUAUAGUGAAGCAAGCCAGAGCUGUGGAUGAGUGGUUCACUCUGAAGGAUGCUCGUUCAGGGCGUGUCCACCUGAGACUGGAGUGGCACUCUCUGCUGCCCUCUGCUGACCAACUGGCCCAGGUUCUUCAGAGAAAUAAAACCGUUACCGUGUCCAGUAAGACCACAGAUCCUCCCUCUGCAGCCAUCUUGGCUGUGUACUUGGACCGGGCUGAAGCGCUUCCUAUGAAGAAGGGCAAUAAGGACCCCAGUCCCAUGGUGCAGCUUUCUGUGCAGGAUGUCACGAAAGAGAGCAGAACUUGUUAUGGGACCAAUAACCCUGUGUGGGAGGACGCUUUCACCUUCUUUAUACAAGACCCCCAUAAUCAGGAUAUCGACAUCCAGGUGAAAGACACGGACCGGGUCCUGUCCCUGGGCAGUCUGUCCAUCCCCCUGUCCCGUCUGCUCACGUGCCCCAGCCUCACCAUGGACCAGUGGUUCCAGCUGGAGAGCUCUGGACCAGCCAGCCGCAUCUACAUCAACGCGGUGCUGAGGGUCCUUUGGAUAGACAAGGAGACUCUUUCCAGCAGCCGUGACUCUGGAGAGGUCAGUGCAGCUCUGAGCUCAUACACGCUGCCUCAGCACGCCUCCCCGAAUGCCAGCUUUGCCACUGAGGGGGUGCUGCGGAUUCACCUUGCUGAGGCACAGAAUCUGAUUGCCAAGGACAACCUCAUGGGGGGCAUGGUGAAGGGUAAGAGUGACCCCUACGUCAACAUACGCGUGGGAGGCGUGACUUUCUGCAGUCGUGUGAUCAAGGAGAACCUCAACCCCACCUGGAAUGAGCUGUAUGAGGUGGUUCUGACCCAACUACCAGGGCAGGAGGUCCAGCUGGAGGUGUUUGAUAAAGACAUGGAUAAAGAUGACUUCAUGGGGAGAUUGAAGAUCAGUCUGAGAGACAUCAUCAUGUCCCAAUUCAUUGACCAGUGGUUCACUCUGAAAGAUGUGAAGUCGGGCCGUGUUCACCUGGUGCUGGAGUGGUUGCCCACAGUGGUAGACCUUGUGCGACUGGAGCAGGUGUUGCAGUUCCAGACCCAGCAGUCGUAUCAGAACAAGGCUGUUCCCUCUGCUGCUAUCCUGUUUGUGUACCUGGAGCGUGCUCAUGCCCUGCCUCUGAAGAAGAGCGGGAAGGAGCCGAAGGUGGGGGCGGAGCUUGCACUCGGAGGAACCUCCUACAGGACAAAGGUGUGUGACCGUUCCACUUCCCCUCAGUGGGACGAGUCCUUUUAUUUCCUGGUUCAUGACCCCAGAAAAGACACACUCAUCGUGAAGCUUACUCACACUGGGGAUCAGGCUGUGGGGUCUCUGGUUCUGCCUGUCAGAGAACUGCUCUCAGAACCGGGCCUGGUCCUGGACUGCUGGCUCAAUCUGGAUGGGGCACUUUUUGAGAGUCAGAUUCUCAUGAGAGCUGAACUCAAGAUCCUGGAUUCUAAGAUGGUGCAAUGUGGUAAGGUUGAGGAAGAGCUGGUGAGAGCCCCAGACAGCACCGGCAUUGCUGAGGGGAGUGAGGAGGUUGACUCUGUUACCCCAAGAAAAGAGGCUGUCUCAGCGGCUGAUCAGGAGCAGGUCCCUGUCCUUGGGGAAACUGAGGAGAGAUCAGCUGCUGAUGUCUUCCCUAGUGGGGGCAGUUUGGUCCCUAUCCCUCCUGACACUCGACCCCUACACAGCUCUCCUGACCCCAGCUUUGCAACUGAGGGGGUGCUGCGGAUUCACCUUGCCGAGGCACAGAAUCUGAUUGCCAAGGACAACCUCAUGGGGGGCAUGGUGAAGGGUAAGAGUGACCCCUACGUCAACAUACGCGUGGGAGGCGUGACUUUCUGCAGUCGUGUGAUCAAGGAGAACCUCAACCCCACCUGGAAUGAGCUGUAUGAGGUGGUUCUGACCCAACUACCGGGACAGGAGGUCCAGUUGGAGGUGUUUGAUAAAGACAUGGAUAAAGAUGACUUCCUUGGGAGGUGUAAUAUCAGUUUGAGUGACAUCACCUCCCAGUACACUGAUCAGUGGUUCACUCUGAAAGAUGUGAAGUCGGGCCGUGUUCACCUGGUGCUGGAGUGGUUGCCCACAGUGGUAGACCCUGUGCGACUGGAGCAGGUGUUGCAGUUCCAGACCCAGCAGUCGUAUCAGAACAAGGCUGUUCCCUCUGCUGCUAUCCUGUUUGUGUACCUGGAGCGUGCUCAUGCCCUGCCUCUGAAGAAGAGCGGGAAGGAGCCGAGGGUGGGGGCGGAGCUUGCACUCGGAGGAACCUCCUACAGGACAAAGGUGUGUGACCGUUCCACUUCCCCUCAGUGGGACGAGUCCUUUUAUUUCCUGGUUCGUGACCCCAGAAAGGACACACUCAUUGUGAAGCUCAUUCACACUGGGGAUCAGGCUGUGGGCUCUCUGGUUCUGCCUGUCAGAGAACUGCUUUCAGAACCAGGCCUGGUCCUGGACUGCUGGCUCAGUCUGGAUGGAGUCCCUCCUGAGAGCCAACUUCUGCUAAGAGCUGAGCUCAAGAUCCUGGAUUCUAAGAUGGUGCAAUGUGGUAAGGUUGAGAAAGCCCUGGUGAGAGCCCCAGACAACACCAGCAUUGCUGAGGGGAGUGAGGAGGUUGACUCUGUUACCCCAAGCAAAGAGGCUGUCUCAGCAGCCAAUCAGGAGCAGGAACAGCACAGGGCACUGCCCACUGAGGGGACUAAUGAGCAGGAUGCUCCCAGUACGCCAGCUCUGGAGGCUGGGGAGGGAUCAGCUGCUGAGGUUGUCCCUGGGGUAGGCAGUUUGGUCCCUAUCCCUCCUGACAGUCGACCCCUACACGCUUCUCCUGACCCCAGCUUUGCAACUGAGGGGGUGCUGCGGAUUCACCUUGCUGAGGCACAGAAUCUGAUUGCCAAGGACAACCUCAUGGGGGGGAUGGUGAAGGGGAAGAGUGACCCCUACGUCAACAUACGCGUGGGGGGCGUGACUUUCUGCAGUCGUGUGAUCAAGGAGAACCUCAACCCCACCUGGAAUGAGCUGUAUGAGGUGGUUCUGAGCCACCAGCCAGGGCAGGAGGUCCAGUUUGAGCUGUAUGAUAAGGACAUGGAUAAGGAUGACUUCCUGGGAAGGUUUAAGAUCAGUCUGAGUGACAUUAUCGCCUCCCAGUACACUGACCAGUGGUUCACUCUGAAAGAUGUGAAGUCGGGCCGUGUUCACCUGGUGCUGGAGUGGUUGCCCACAGUGUUAGACCCUGUGCGACUGGAGCAGGUGUUGCAGUUCCAGACCCAGCAGUCGUAUCAGAACAAGGCUGUUCCCUCUGCUGCUAUCCUGUUUGUGUACCUGGAGCGUGCUCAUGCCCUGCCUCUGAAGAAGAGCGGGAAGGAGCCGAAGGUGGGGGCGGAGCUUGCACUCGGAGGAACCUCCUACAGGACAAAGGUGUGUGACCGUUCCACUUCCCCUCAGUGGGACGAGUCCUUUUAUUUCCUGGUUCAUGACCCCAGAAAAGACACACUCAUCGUGAAGCUUACUCACACUGGGGAUCAGGCUGUGGGCUCUCUGGUUCUGCCUGUCAGAGAACUGCUCUCAGAACCAGGCCUGGUCCUGGACUGCUGGCUCAAUCUGGAUGGAGUCCCUCCUGAGAGCCAACUUCUGCUAAAAGCUGAACUCAAGAUCCUGGAUUCUAAGAUGGUGCAAUGUGGUAAGGUUGAGGAAGCCCCAGACAGCACCAGCAUUGCUGAGGGGAGUGAGGAGGUCGACUCUGUUACCCCAAGCAAAGAGGCUGUCUCAGCAGCCAAUCAGGAGCAGGAACAGCACAGGGCACUGCCCACUGAGGGGACUGAUGAGCAGGACGCUCCCAGUGCCCCAGCUCCUUCCUGCUUGCUUGUCUCUGCCCCUGUGGAGACUGAGGAGGGAUCAGCUGCUGAGGUUGUUCCUGGGGUAGGCAGUUUGGUCCCUAUCCCUCCUGACAGUCGACCCCUUCACACUUCUCCUGACCCCAGCUUUGCAACUGAGGGGGUGCUGCGGAUUCACCUUGCUGAGGCACAGAAUCUGAUUGCCAAGGACAACCUCAUGGGGGGCAUGGUGAAGGGGAAGAGUGACCCCUACGUCAACAUACGCGUGGGGGGCGUGACUUUCUGCAGUCGUGUGAUCAAGGAGAACCUCAACCCCACCUGGAAUGAGCUGUAUGAGGUGGUUCUGAGCCACCAGCCAGGGCAGGAGGUCCAGUUUGAGCUGUAUGAUAAGGACCUAGACAAUGAUGACUUCCUAGGGACAUUUAAAGUCAGUCUGAGUGAUAUCAUCACCUCCCAGUACACUGACCAGUGGUUCACUCUGAAAGAUGUGAAGUCGGGCCGUGUUCACCUGGUGCUGGAGUGGUUGCCCACAGUGGUAGACCCUGUGCGACUGGAGCAGGUGUUGCAGUUCCAGACCCAGCAGUCGUAUCAGAACAAGGCUGUUCCCUCUGCUGCUAUCCUGUUUGUGUACCUGGAGCGUGCUCAUGCCCUGCCUCUGAAGAAGAGCGGGAAGGAGCCGAAGGUGGGGGCGGAGCUUGCACUUGGAGGAACCUCCUACAGGACAAAGGUGUGUGACCGUUCCACUUCCCCUCACUGGGACGAGUCCUUUUACUUCCUGGUUCGUGACCCCAGAAAGGAUAUGCUCAUAGUGAAGCUUACUCACACUGGGGAUCAGGCUGUGGGCUCUCUGGUUCUGCCUGUCAGAGAACUGCUUUCAGAACCAGGCCUGGUCCUGGACUGCUGGCUCAAUCUGGAUGGAGUCCCUCCUGAGAGUCAACUUCUGCUAAGAGCUGAACUCAAGAUCCUAGAUACAAAGAAGACUCUGCAACCCAGGGCAGUGCCCACCCAGGGGGCUGGUGCACAGGUUAGGCUGUCCCUCUCUUACAUCACUAAGGAGAAGAAGCUAGUCGUCAUGAUUCAUGCCUGCAGGCAUCUGGCAGCCAGUGCCAAGGACAUUUCAGAGACCUACAUCUCCUUCAUUCUGCUGCCAGACAAGAACAAGGUCACCAAGAGGAAAACCAGCACCAAAAAGAGAACUGUCAGCCCUGAGUACAAUGAAAGGUUUGAUUUUGAUCUCUCUCUGGAUGAGGCUCGACACAGACAGCUGGAUUUGUCUGUCAAAAACAACGUUCCCUUCAUGAGCCGAGAAAGAGAGCUCAUUGGCAAGGUACAGAUAGGUCUGUCAGAGAUUGACCUUACCUCAGGGGUCACACAGUGGUACGACUUGAUAGAAGAGACCAACUAACUUCCUGCCACAGCUGCCAUAAUCAUUGCUUUGCAUAAUACUGCCUCCCCCAGCCAUGUGUGCGCAUGCAGAAGAGUUUUUAAAAUGUUAUUUUACCACUAUACUGCAUCAGGUGGGAUCACUCAUGAGGGAGGAAGAAUAAUCUAACUGGAUUAGUACUGUUAUUAUUAAAACUGCAGUUGAAGUAUUCAUGCAUUUAAGACAGAGACUGGCAUUCCAUUUAACCAAUACAAUGCUUUGUCCUUAAUUUUGAGGGACAGGUUUAAGCGUGUUUUCAGUAUUUUUUAUUGUUACAUUGCAUUUUCUGUGAGUUUCAGUUAUUCUUAAACACUGGUGAAGAUGCGUAGGAAUUACAAAGUGGACCUUUAAGAAAUGGUGCGGUGAGGAGAGUGUCGGUAGAAGGAACGUGAGAAGGGAAUGAGUGUGCAAGGAAAUGAUAUUGGGGGAAGGCAGGAGCAGAUGGGCAAACACGGUCACGAGCAAAGAAGAAGGGCGCAGGCUUGAACACGAUCACCAGCUGAGAUCUGUUUGUGUGUAUGAUCUGAUCACUACCUCCGAGGACCAGCCGGGCGUGGCAGAAUAAGAAGAGCCAAGACAAGUCAAUGAAUAGGGUUCUGUGCGAGUUGAAGAGGAGAAAAGUCGGCUACUGGAACGAGAAUUUGAGUGAGUCAGAGAAAAAUGACCAAAUGGCGAUGUUGAGUGUAGUGUCUGGUAGGAGUUACACAGUAAUCAACAUCAAUGAGUUGUAAAGUAAAUGGGAGAGGCACAGGGAGGUGUCUGGUGUGACCCACCGGGGAUCUGUUUGUUGGACACAGGAGCAGGAAGACUGAGGAGGUCAGUCUGAGUUUUUGAGUUUAAUGGAAGGAAUGCACCUUGGAUAAAUGCCACUUCAAAUCAUUCAAAUGCCUUAACUGCAUUUUCCACUAUGUUCCCCAGUUAUUGACAAUGUUAGAAUCAUAUCCACCUCAGUUGGUUAAGAUGCUUGGUCUGAGCCCUAUAGCUUGAACUAAUGACAGGGAGCUCAUAGAAGAGGAACAAAUUGUCUUCAUUCUGUCAGGGGUAGGGGUGGAUAUGUCUACAGGGUCUGCUUGUGUUACUGCUCUCAUGCACCUUGCAUGUGUUAUUGGAUCCCUGUGAGUUGCUCAGCUAACAUUAGGAAGAUGAGCCUCUCCUAUCACUGUCUGCUUCCUGGUGCAUUGGGGGACUUGUGUUGUGGAAAAUAGCCAUUGGCUGCAUGCAAGUGUAUUAGAUAUCUGUACUUAUGCUGGGUGUAUGCAUAAA